Molecule: messenger RNA, 1523 nt
Organism: Tribolium madens (black flour beetle)
Lineage: Eukaryota; Metazoa; Arthropoda; Insecta; Coleoptera; Tenebrionidae
Exons: 5
Coding region: 390-1451 (353 amino acids)
Source: RefSeq, a predicted model, not a curated record
GUAAUAUUGACCGGUUUCAUUGGCAUUAAUGGCCAUUGAGUCAUUUCCUUCGUUUCUUUCAUUCCGGUAAAAUUCCCUUGCAUACCAAUUUCCUUUUCAUACCAUCAAUCCGUUUUUGCUUUGAACUUUGACUUGGCUCAUUUGUUCCAUUUUAUUAUAUCUUGUAGCCAUCAGAAUGUAUUUUCUCCGUUUCUCUCCUCCUCUCGGUUUCUUUGCUUUAAUAUUGUUUCAAAAGCAUUUAUCCAAAGGGAAUUGCAAAACGUUAUUUUUUAUUAAGCAAAAAUACAUACAAAAUAUUAAAUUAUUUCUUAACUGGAAUUUCAAUCGAAGUUCAAAUCGACCAAACUUGUUACCAAGGAAAAUAUACCUGCCAACUGUCAUAUCUUGAAAUGGAACCCAAGAAAAAGUGCUCGCACAUUAUCCGACGAAGUAAAUAUGAACGGAACGUUGCGGAAGUUACAAACUGGUGGCAUAGAUUGUUCGGCAUGCUGGAAUCCGAAGCGGCCAUCCCGCCCGAUAGACGCCUCGACGUCGUAAACGAGAUAUUCCCAGAGAAACUUCUCAACAGGAUCCUUAGCAUAUUGAGCUUUGUAAGAAGCUGCAAGCACCCAACGACCGAUGACGAAUCCCUCAAACCUUCCGACGAGCAAAAAACCGACGACUCAAUCCCAACCGAAGACAACCAACGAAAAGAGGUCGGUCCCAACAACCCCUACACGCGUUUCUUUCGGCGUCGGCCCGACCGGGCGGCUAUCUGGCAUACCUUACCGCCCUUAUCACUUGAGGAGAUGAGUCUGACUCAAAAGGCAGAGGCGAUUACGACAUUGAUAGCGACCGAGUUCGUCGAAUGGAUGGAGAACAUAAGCGACGAAGAUUCACCCACGACCUUGACCGUGCCCUUAGUACUGAAGAUGUUCGAAAUUGGGUUCGAUACGCACGCUGCAAGGUCACUGCAAGUCCGAGUCAAAGAGAUGGCCUCGGUGCCGGACGGCGUGGCCAUACUCAAGGCCAUGCCAGAUAUGGCUAAACGUAGCCAACUGCACCGCCAACUACUCCGAGAUUUGGAAGCUUCAAAGCAGCAAAAGAGGAUUUUCGCUUUCGGGACGAAAAUAGACAAGGAGCAUCAAGUGAUCCCCCCAAAGAUGGCGGAUAUUGACAAAUGGUUAGUCUGCAAGAGAGUUCCGGAACAUCUCGAAUCAAUGGCGGCAGUCUGGCAGGGAAUCACCCAUUUGAGAUCAACCAGAGCUUACUGCGAGUAUCUUUUAGAUCAUCCUGAAAUCACACCGCCGAAAUAUUUGGUACAAAUGCGAAUGUUGGAUAAAGAAACGCUCAAAGGACAAGUUCAUUUUCAUCCGGAAGAUAAAGAAACAGGUCCUACGAUAAUUCCGAAAAGGACAAUGGAAACAGAAGCGCAUCACGCGGAGCAGGAAGCUAUUAUGUUGGGGAAUUAAUUGUAGGGAACUGUAACAGAUAACUGUAAUAGAAGACUGACUGAAGCGCCAUCAAAAAAGUCAAUAAAUGAA